UACCCAGUGGUAUGUCGCAGUAAAGUAUGCGCAGGAGCAUCUCAUCAAAACAAACAAAAUGGCGAUGUAAACAGAAAAAAAUAUGAUGUCAGAUCAAAUUAUUUUCGCAGUUUCUGGUUUAAACAGAGAAUAAAAUUUUGAAAUAAAAUGUUAGAUCUGGACGUGGUCCCUGAGCGCUCACUUGGCAACGAGGAAUGGGAAUUUGUGCUGGGUAAAUUGUAUUUUCAACUAAUUUUGUGUCUGUCAAAAAUGUGUCGUUUGACAUAUUUCUGCGAAGCCAACCCCUCGGCUUGUAAAAGUCGGGUCGAGUGAUAUAUGCAAUUCCCCAUAACUUAGCGCUGUAUCGUUCUGACUCGUUCUGUAGUAAAUCCUUUUUAUUUCUUAUACUGGGAACUGUAUUCUUGAAUUGAAUUUGUCUUAGAAUAGAAUAGAACGUAAAAACAGGAUUUGUUUACUAAAAAAGAACAAGGCAAUUCAAAUAUUGGCCAAUUUAAUGGGAUUUUUGUGUUCAACAACGUACCAAUAUUGCAAUUAAGAUAUGAUAUAACUAGCUCUAAAUAAUGAAUUUGAAUGUCAAAUUUUAUCAAAAUUUUAUGUUGGCUGGUUUCUAGGCAUGCCAGUGUCGCAGUGUAUACAAAUUUUAAAACGACAAUGUAUGGUUAUCAAAUCUGUGCAAGUUAUUUAUAGCGAGGCGGUAAGUUCAUAAAAUAUCAAGCUAAGCAAAUAUAGUAUAAAAAAUAUAAAACAAAAAAGUAUUUAAAACGACAGUGUUUUUUGUGUGUGUGUGUGUGUGUGUGUGUGUGUCAGUGUUGGUGUUUAAUGUACUCAGGUGAAUAUGAUGUUUGUGAUGUUACUCCGAGUGUGCAUCGAUCCACACCGGGCAAGCUGAAAAGUUUGCUUGGCCACGGCAUAGAUUAUAGAUCAUACCAGAUGUCUCACUGUGUAUCUAUCCCUAUGAUUUUCGUGUCCACGAUUUUCGUGAGGCUAUUAUGCCAGAUGACGCGUGCGACACUGCCAAAAUGGCGCUUACUGCCAAAAUGUGUGAUUGCUCACGUUUCAUGGCAUGGAUUACACUUACUGCCAAAAUGGCGGCCAACGUGUGCUCAUAAAAAAUCACAGACACAAUUUUUGCUGAGUGAGACAUCUGGUACAAUCUAUUAUCUGUGGCCACGGUGGGAAUCGAACCUGCGUCCUUUGGUGGGAAUUACAGUUAGAAUACACUGAUAUCAUAGAAUACACUGAUAUUGAAGGAACUAGAUUCAGUUCCGAAAUAUCAUCAACUCAAACUGACUUGACCACAUAGCUCAGUUGGCAGAGCAUUGGACUAGUAUCCCAAAGGUUGCAGGUUCGAUUCCCACCAUGGCCAAGCAAACUUUUCAGCUUGCCCUGUGUGGAUGCACACUCAGAGUAACAUCACAAACGAAGUGUUUUUGGUUUGUGUUACAUAUUCUCCGAUCCAAGUUUGUGUUAUCGAUUUUUUUAUCUUCAUAUUUGGCAAAAACAGGGAUGGAUCCAGCAUGAUCUGGUAGGGAGGGUGCUCUGCCAGCUCUGGUGCCAAGUUAUGUCGGUGACGUUGUGCCGCCCGCCUAUCAGCAUACUGUAUUUGAAUACUAAUUGUUGUUCACAGUUCACUUAUCAUCAUGUUAUUGAUGAAAUUACUGUAUCUGGCUCUAAAUUCAGUUUUAAGGAAAUUAGAGUUCCCUAGUGUGAAUGAAUACUUCUAACCAUUAUUUUGUACAGAGUAGAAAGACAGAAGAGAACAGAAUUUUCAACAUUGGUUAAUUAAAUGUUUAAGUUUUGUCUCUAAAUAUUAGUAAUCCUUAAUUUUAAACAUGGUUUUCACCAUUAAUGCACAAUCUAUAAAAACCAUUCAUUUUUUCCUGUGAAUGCACCCUACCUUGUUAUUUUAUUCUGUCUAACUGCAGACAAUUUUACUUGUCAUGGGGAAAGUACUGGUGCUCAAUGGGUGAAAGCUUUUUUUAAUUUCUCUAUGCAUGCACAUCCCUUGUACAUGUACAGUAUAUACCCAUUAUGGUACUGUACUAAAUAUUUCAGAAUCCAUUGGCAGUGGACCUUAUUCUCAACUUGCCCAAUGAUGGAAUACGUUUAAAGUUUGAUUCAUCAAUUCAACGACUUAAGGUAGUCAAAAAUAUUUCUUUAUCAUCUUGGGUCUGUACUGUUACUCUUUCAUUUUAAUAUUGACAAAAAUGUUUCUCAAUCAUUACUUUUUUUAAAGAUAAUUGAAGUAUAUCAGAUGAACAAAGUUAGGUUAAAAUAUUGGUAAGAUUGUGAAUUGUAGGAAAAUUUAUGUGAUUAUGCUUAUGAAUGAAAUAAGUGAAACUUGCUGUCAAUUAGGACUGAUGUUUUGUACUAUUUUCAGUGGUGUACAUUUCAACUCUCCACAUAUGGAGCCAACAAUUGAUCAGAUUGAUCAGUCCUUUGGUGCAACGCAUCCCGGAGGUAUAUUACUCAUGUUACCUAAUCUUAUUUGUUUGGUAAUCUGCAGUCAGGGGCAUGCAACUUGACUGUACAGAUUAGGGGGUGUAUGGUCACCAAUUAAUCUGCCAAGAAAUUCGUGAACUUUUCUAUCUUUACCUCUGAUGACUAAUUAACUGCUUUGCCCAACAUUCAGCCCAGCACUAGGCAAAAUUUGCCCGAUAUGACUAUAUGAAUAUCAUACCAUUUUUAAACUUUGGGGCGUGUCAUACCCCUCCCCCCCUCCCCCCCCCCACCCUCCACAGUUGCACCCCUGUCUGCAGUAAAGGCUAUAUAUGGCUGUAUCAUAUUAAAUUAAUGGUGAUAAUUAACAGCUUGUUUCCCCCAAAUCUAGUGUAUGAUUCAAGUCAUCAAUUGUUUUUUCUGAACUUCAGAGGAGUUUCAUUCACUUUUCCAAUUGAUUCAAAAUUUGAGGUAACAUUUGAUUAAAUACAACAAACUCGAUUUCAGUUUUGUUUCUCAUUCGAAGUUACCUGUGUACCAGACAUGUUCAUAAUAGACCCUUCCGGAAAGUAUGUCACUUUGGCUAUACAGCCUCGUUUUUGUGAUUGAGUGGAUUGGAUGUAACUAAACUCACAUACACAAAAACGAGGCUCUUAGUCAAAUGACAUACUUUCUUGAAAGGUUGUAUUGAAAUUUGAAACUUAAAUCUUUGCUUUCUAGCCUCAUUAUGUCCAUGGUCUUGGUUCACUUCAGUUUUCUUCUGGGGACUCACCAGUUGUGUCCAGAAUGAGUAUUUACAAUGGCAACAGUUCGUCAGGCAAAACUAAGUAUGUUUUGAAGAUGAUUGGAAACUCGGUUCGCAUAGCCAGCCUGACAAUUUAGUCCCGCUAUGCAAACUCAAAAUUAUUACCAUUAUUCAUUUCUUUAGAAAUUGAUUGUUUUCACAGUCAAUGAACACGAAAAUAUUUGCAUAGCGGGACUAAAUCGUCGGGCUGGCUACGCUACUGCCGAUUUACUGGUAUAUACUAGAAAACUAGUAUACUACUAGUGACGAAAUCCGGAUUUGGAAGAUGCAUCAUCAGUCUCAGUCUUUUAAAGCUUUAGUCAAACGAGGCUGAGAGUUGUCAAGAGUUGAUGAGAAUUUUCAUCAACUCCCAUGCUCUCAUGCAUCAACUCUCGUCAACUUUAAGAUGGUUCAAAUUUUGAUCAGAGUAUACCCAACGGGUGUGCAUGGUACUAUAUCCAGCCAGAUCUCAUCAGCUCUUACGUAACUCUUAUUCUCGUUUGCCGCGACCAAUGAGAGUUCAGAAAACUCUCAUGCAAACUCUCGCUUGCCAACUCUCGUCCUAUUUUGAUGGGGCUUUUAAAACCACAUAACAAAGUAUGCAUGUUGCCAAAUAAACUAGCUGGAAUCCGAUCCACAUGUACUGAAAAUCGGUUCUGAUUUCUGCUAACUAAUGCCUGAUUUUCCCCGAUAGUUUAACGAUGUGUUUAUGUAUACAAACGGACAACUGAGCUUGAGGUCAAGACAAACUAUGUACGCACGUUGCUCUGUGUGGCCCAAACUACGCAUGUAAUUGAUCUUGGUGAAUGAAUUCUUGAAUUGAAUUGAAUUGAAAUGAAACUUCAUUUCAUAAGGGUAGCACAUAACAGUGAAUUGACACAUUAACAAACCUGUCACCUAUGGCCUUUUUCCGUUUGUUUGCAAGUUGGUCCAGACGGAUCAUCCGUUUCUAUAAUAAAUACAUCGUGCAUGAUUUUGUUUUAUUUUUUACAUUCUGUAUUUUUGAAUGAAUAGAAUAUGAAAAUCUAAGAUCAAGUCGCACAGUCGACAAUACCCGUAUUUCGUGUUUUUUACCAGGGCACCUCCACUGCCAGUCCAAUGUUUUUACGGCAAUUGUUACGCAGAAUCUGUAAAAGUUUUAAAUUCUUCUGGAAAAGUUACUGGACUGCAAUUUCAACUCGUUGGUGAAGGUAUUAUAUUGAUCAAUCUUUUCAAUAAAACUUGAUGGCUGUUUUGAAAACUUAAGUAGCUAUUAAGAAUAUGCCAACGUAUACUUCAUCUGUUAAAGUAUGUUCUGUGUCCUUUGAAAAGGAAAUGAAUAUGGCAAGCUCCAUGAGUUGCGAAAGAAAGUGGUGGAACGCACAGUUUCAUUUGGCGAUACCUGUCAGGUAUGGAACAGUUUGUCAUGCCUUUACAGAGAGCUAAGCUUAGUUUAGUUUAAUUUCAGAUGAGGCAACCUUAUAGUGUGGGUUAUUUUAAGUGAAACAACUCGGCUGUAGAAGUAGUAAAAAUGUGAGCAAAGCCAACUUUUAACGCCUUAAAAUUUCGGUCAGAGAACCGUCUAACAAAAUGUUCGAUGACUUGGAGUUUGAGUCGGACAUAUAUGUAUUGUGAUGUCCGAUGGAUGUCCAAUGCUUUUGAGUUCAGUUCAGACACAAAUUAAUAUAUCAUGCAACACAAUUUGGAAAAGUCAUUUGAUCGAAUCUUAAUGGCAAUGCAUUUCCGAACCCCAAGGUUACACAUUUCCAGUUCACUUUUUAUACGUUACUCUGAUUCUCCAUUUAACAUAUUCUCCAUUUGACACGUCGGACAAAGUUACAGUUAGGUCGGAUACCAAUUCACUCGAGUCGGACAAACAAUAAACCUCAGUUUCACUUAGGUCGGACAGAAUAUCCGGUGGUUUCCUCUCUACGUCGGACAAUUUCACGAAUGGGUCGGACAAUGUCCAAGACCGACCGAUAUUUUAAGGUCUGCUUUCAAUAAUCCUGUUUUAGGACGUGAUGAGUUGCUUGGGAUCACCAUGCAAGGUGUUUUAUAAAUCCGAGGAUAAGGUAUGCAACUCUAUCCAGUCUUUUUCAAGCAGAUACAAAAUUUUGCAAGAUUUUUACUAGGACAUUAAACUUAUCCUCGUUUUCAGAUGAGAAUCCACUCACCAUAUCCGUAUAAACUUGAUCAAUCGAACAGUUCGGAUUAUUUUUACAAUUAUUUUACCCUUGGUUUGGUAAGUGUAUUAUUAAUAUACGAAAGAUAAUGUUUCACUUGAGAAUCUACUGCUCUCUUGAGACGUGGUAUAACUGUCUAGAAUUUGGUUGUUGGACGUUGCUACUUGGAAAAUAUGGAAAAUACUUCUUAUGUUUAUCUUUUGUCUGUCAGGAUAUUUUAUUCGACGCCACCAGCCACAAAGUGAAGAAGAUAAUUAUGCAUACGAACUUUCCAGGGCAUUAUAAUUUCAAUAUGUAAGUAGCAAUACAAACACCCAGGUUCCGAACUCAACGCAUUCAUGUGAAAAGAGUCGGCCAUGCAAUAGACCUUUCCCCUUAUAACCAAAAUUUUGAUGUAGGCAAGUCUAGACAAAUAUUUCAUCACAGCUUGAAAGAGCAUCACAAAAUUAGUAAUAUUCCAAAGUUUCGUUGUGAAAUGUUGUAAAAUGUGGAAAAUAGAGCCUUGCGAAGUUUGCAAUUUUCAGUCAUUUUGGGAAAACGGGAAAUUGCAGCCCCAACACCCGAAUCGGAUGUCAAUUUCCCGUUUGUAAUACAAAUUAACAAAAACGGCAAACUUCGCAAGGCUAUAUUAUCCGCAUUUUACAAGAUUUUGCAACAAAACUUUGGAAUAUUACUAAUUUUGUGAUGCUCUUUCAAGCUGUGACAAAAUUUUUGUCUAGAUCGAAAUUUUAGUUAUAAGGGGAAAGGUCCAUUCUUGGGUUUUCUCUGGGUAUUGACAGAGUUGAUUGGGAUUAACUCUUCUACCGUAAGCUGUGCUCCGUGAUCAGACAUGAGUCAUGAGGUGCAGGCUUCAGAAAUAUAUCAUUUAACUUUUCAGACGGGAAAGUGCAACAAUUCUCAGGGGAGGUGCAAAAAUCUCAAGGGAGGGGCAAAAAGAUCUUAGGGAAGCCUGGGGAGGUGCGCACCUCCCCUCAAAAUCCGGCCAUUCCCCCCUCCCCCCACACACACCUAACUAUACAGAGCUCAUCGCGUUAGAUUUGUUACCAAUACCGAAUAUUUACUUCAAUAUUUUUUGUAUCAGGUAUAAUCGAUGUCAGUUUGUUAUCAACAUUGAGCGAGGAAGAAAAGGUGGACUAGGUUUGUAAAGUUUCUUCAUUCAUUCAACCCAAUGAACUCCCAGCUAUAAAAUGUUGCUGAAAUUGUUCAAUGUUGUUCUUCUAAAGCAGAUGGUAAGCAAGAAGACGAACAUUUUGAGAUCAAUCCAUCUACAAAGGUGAGAUACAAACUUCUAAAGAGGGCGGACUGAUUUUAGCGGGGGCGGAUGUAGCCUCAUCUGCAAGGAGAGGUGCAAGUUUUCCAUGGGUGGUGCUUCAAUGGUGCAUGAGGGAGCCUUAUUGAUUCUCCUCUGCAAUAUGCAACGCUUUGCAUCAUCUUUUGUCUAUAAAUCACGUGAGCUGGAAGUUCCGUUAAUUUCUAUUCGAAAAGCAGAAAAUGUCUGGUCAAGCAGAUUUUUUAGGGCGAUGUUGGACCUCUUGUGGGGGCGGGGUGCUAGACACAACUAGGUCGGGUGGGCACCCCCUGUACCCCAACGGUAGAUCCGUCCCUAGAUUUUAGUAGUUUUUACUGAGUAGCACAUAUUUGUUUCUCGUCAACAGUGGGAUUGCGUGCAGAAUUUCUUGGGAAAAACAGUAGAGGCACCAGUCGUUUUGAAUAGGUAACGAUGAACUUCAUAUAUGAUAUACACAUUUUGUUCAGUGUUUUAUUAUAAAACUAUAUUUUGAUUUUCUACAGUCAAUGUUUUUUUCGUUAGAUCGUCGACAACAAAUACAUCCAAUCCGUUUGGUUCGACAUUUUGCUACAGCCUUCAGCACAUGAUAUUUGAGGUGAAAACUAAAACCUGGUUUACAUUAUAUAUCAAAGUUUCUCUGAUCACAGUAGGAAUUUUGCAUUGGUAAAUAGUGGUUCCAGCUAUAGACUAAAUUUUGAACAGAAUCCAUCACCACAGCUAGAAAGAGCAUGUUAAAAUUAGUAAAAUUGCCAAUUUUGGCCGCGACAUGUUGUAAAAUGCGGAAAACAUAGCCCUGCGAAAUUUGCCACGAUGACCAUACAGAGGCUAUCAUUUUCCCGUGCGUAAUAUAAAUUAAUUAAUACAAAAUUUACAAAUUUCGUAGGCUAUAUUUUCCUCAAUUUACAACAUUUCGUAACCAAACUUUGCAAUUUUACUAAUUUUAGCAUGCUCUUUCUAGCGGUGGUGAUGGAUUUUGUUGUUUCAUCGAAAUGUUUCAUCGAACUGACUCAGUGAUCACAAAACCUUUGACAGUGUAAACCAACCAGCCUUAACGCUCAUUUACCAUAACCAAUGCCCAGUUUAUACUCGAAACAAAUGAUCCAGCAGCAGACGAACUGGGUCAAAGGAAAGAUACAAUCACUUUCAAAAGUUUUUGGGACACAUGUAGUUUUAGAUUGUAAGUGGAUCAUUGCAAAGCGAACGCAACUUGUUGACGGCUAGUCGGCAGACUUGCCACAAGAUGCGAAAUUUUUGAAUGUGUACAAGACUAUACAUGUAAAAACGCACAACUUGUUACAGGUCUGCAAACAAGUUGUUACAAAUCUGUUCACAAGCUGUCAACAAGUUGUGUUCGCACUGCUUGUUCCUAGUUGUUGUAACAAGUUUGGAACAAGCUGUAAUAAACUUGUAACAAGCUUGAUGGCAUUAUCAGACUUGUUACAAGGUUAAUCUGAUACAGUCAUGAUACAACAAAAUUGUUACAAGGUUGAUGUCUUGAUGACACAAGGUUGUAACAAUAUUGUUAUAUUAUGACUGUAUGGGACUUGUUGGAACAACCUUGCAACAAGUCUGAUAAUAUCAACAAGGUUGUUACAAGUUGUUAACAGCUUCUUCCAAACUUGUUGACAACUUGGGACAAGCAGUGUGAACACAAUUUGUUGCCAGCUUAAAAAUCUCGCAUCUUGUAGAAAGUGUGCCAAGAAGCCAAGCUAUAUCAUGAUUGUAUCAGACUUGUUAGAACAACCUUGUAACAAGUCUGAUAAUAUCAACAAGAUUGUUACAAGUUGCAUGUUAACAGCUUGUUUCAAACUUGUUGACAACUAUGGACAAGCAGUGCGAACACAACUUGUUGUCAGAUUAACAUUUUUACGCGUGUAUACACGCAAAAAUCUCACAUCUUGUAACAAGUUUGUCAGCAACCGUCAAUAAGACAACAAGUUGUCUUCGCACUGCUUGUCUCAAGUUGUCAACAAGUUUGGAACAAGCUGUUAACAAUUUGUAACAACCUUGUUGAUAUUAUCAGGCUUGUUACAAGGUUGUUCCAACAAGUUCGAUACAGUCAUAAUAUAUCAGUAUUGUUACAACCUUGUGUCAUCAACCUUGUAGCAUUCUUGUUUAUCGUGACAGGAUCAGACUUGUUAGAACAACCUUGUGGCAAGUCUGAUAAUGCCAUCAAGCUUGUUACAUGUUGUUAACAGCUUGUUCCAAACUCGUUACAACAACUGGGAACAAGCAGUGCGAAGACUAUACAAUUACUUUAUGGUUUCCGUGUUUGGAUGGCCUGAUCCAAACACGCGGGAAUGUUGCGAGAGUUAAGAAAAGCGAGCGAAAUCACGAGCCGAAGGCGAGUGAUUUUGCCCGCUUUUCUUAACUCGAGCAACAUUCCCAAGUGUUUGGAUCAGUCCAUCCAAACACGGAAACCAUAAAGUAAUUGUUUUAUAAAAUAACAACAACACGAUAGUCUUCCGUGUUUGGAUGGCCUGAUCCAAACACGGCUUUUGACCAAUCAGAACACGCGUUAUAUACAUGUUAUUUUAUAAAACGUGUUGACAGCUUGUGAACAUAUUUGUAACAACUUGUUUGCAGACUUGUAACAACUUGUGCGUUUUUACGUGUGUAGUUGGUUUUGUGUUUGCAACAAGACGCGUCAGAUGGAUGAUACAUUUCGUAUUAAUCUGGUCAUUGAUAAUUACGAUAUCUUUAAACAUUUUGUAGGUUAUGCAGAACAACCAUAUCGCGUCGGUGACACUGUACCAAGAGAAGCCUUCGUGUCGUACGGACACAUUUUAAGAUUUGAAAUUUCAUUUUUAUACUGGUAUUAUUAAAUAUAGAUUUUAGAGAAAGUGGACAGCAGAAUUUAAUUGUAAAUAUAAUAUUUAUUUGUCGUAAAUGUUGGGCCUUUGUAUAUAAACAGAUAUUGGGGAAUUAAAAAUAUAAUAGUUUUGAAAACAGUGGGAAUAUUAAUUAAACGC
Messenger RNA from Paramuricea clavata, 9645 nucleotides. NCBI's taxonomy places the organism in Eukaryota, Metazoa, Cnidaria, Anthozoa, Malacalcyonacea, Plexauridae. The record is from the annotation of a GenBank genome assembly.